Scomber scombrus (Atlantic mackerel) is the source of this 1299-nucleotide messenger RNA. RefSeq names its product paired box 9 (gene pax9). Gene Ontology annotation, biological process: anatomical structure development; regulation of transcription by RNA polymerase II. Gene Ontology annotation, molecular function: RNA polymerase II cis-regulatory region sequence-specific DNA binding; DNA-binding transcription factor activity, RNA polymerase II-specific. Lineage: Eukaryota; Metazoa; Chordata; Actinopteri; Scombriformes; Scombridae. The transcript has 5 exons. The record is from RefSeq and is a predicted model, not a curated record. Bases 1 to 1299 code for a protein of 432 amino acids.
AUGGCAACACCGAGCAGCACAAUCUCGAAAGUCUAUUGGAGAGUCCAGCCAAUCGGCAGGGGAGAAUCGUUGGAAGACCAGCCUCCUUAUUUCAGCAGAUUGAAAUGUAAGCCUGUCGCCAGCGCCGUCAGGAAACAGAUCGAGAAUUUAGUUCCUCUUGUUCCUUAUCGCGCAAGAAGAUUUUCUUGGACGCGGUUUUGGACAGUGGACACGCUGGACGCGGAGCAGGACCCACGCAGGAGGCACAACCCGGACACCGUAUUCUUCUUUUGCGGCUUUAACGCAAUGGAGCCAGCUUUCGGUGAGGUGAACCAACUCGGCGGUGUUUUCGUGAACGGCAGACCGCUCCCCAACGCCAUCCGGCUCCGGAUAGUGGAGCUGGCCCAGCUCGGAAUUCGACCCUGUGACAUCAGCAGGCAGCUGCGAGUCUCCCACGGGUGCGUCAGCAAGAUAUUGGCCCGCUACAACGAGACCGGCUCCAUCCUCCCGGGGGCCAUCGGAGGCAGCAAGCCGCGGGUCACCACACCCACCGUGGUCAAGCACAUACGGACAUACAAGCAGAGAGACCCGGGGAUUUUUGCCUGGGAGAUCCGGGACAGGCUACUCGCCGACGGGGUUUGCGACAAGUUCAACCUGCCGUCCGUCAGCUCCAUCAGUCGGAUCCUCCGCAACAAGAUCGGGAAUCUGUCGCAGCAGAGCCAGUAUGAGUCAGGCAAGCAGGGGCCUCACCCACCGCCACAGCCUACGUUACCAUACAACCACUUAUACUCAUACCCGACGUCCAAAGUGCCCACUCCCCCCGGCAUGCCCACCCUACCCGGACACAUGGCCAUGCACAGGAUAUGGCCUUCUUCGCACUCUGUGACAGAUAUUCUGGGGAUACGGUCUAUUACAGAGCAACAAAUUAGUGACAGUCCAUCCUUUCCCAGCGCCAAACUAGAAGAAUGGAGCGCUAUAAACAGGACUAAUUUCCCUCCAGCAAGUUCUCCACUAGUCAAUGGCGUGGAUAAACCGCAUUUAGAACCUGAAGCAAAAUACAAACAGACGCCGAAUGGAUUGCCCACAGUGAACAGCUAUGUCACAGUGCCCAGCAUGCCUCCCUACCACCCUCCCACCCAAGUGUCACCCUACAUGGGGUACAGCGCCACCACGUCGGCUUAUGUGACCGGACCCACAUGGCAGCCGGCCAGUGGCAGUGCUCUAUCUCCCCACAGCUGUGACAUCGCCACCCCUCUGGCCUUCAAGAGCAUGACGGCCAACCGUGACGCCAUUCACCCAGUCAUUGCCUCGGCGCUGUGA